AUGUUCAAGAGAUUGGCUAACCUUAACUCCAAGAGAUUUAACUCCCACGGCCACGGUCACGGCCACGUGUCCAAGUUCAUCAAGGAGAACGCUUACACCCCAAACAAGGCUGCUGGCGAUGCCUUCAAGAAGGAAUACGCUGAGAAGGUUCACCACUCUGAGAGUGUCACCAAGUUGUGGACCAAGAUCACCUACUUCGUUGCUCUUCCAGCUAUUCUUUUGACUGCUAUUCCAGUUACCCGUAUUGAAUUGAAGCACAGCGAACACAGAGACCACUUGAGACACAUGUCUGACGAGGAAUGGCCUACUCAGUACGAGUACCAGAACUUGAGAGCCAAGAAGUUCUUCUGGGGUGACGGUGACAAGACCUUGUUCUGGAACUCGGACGUCAACAGACACAUUGAGGAGUGA
Candidozyma haemuli is the source of this 411-nucleotide messenger RNA. RefSeq names its product cytochrome c oxidase subunit VIa (gene COX13). The coding region runs from base 1 to 411 and encodes 136 amino acids. Gene Ontology annotation, cellular component: mitochondrial inner membrane. The transcript has a single exon. The record is from RefSeq and is a predicted model, not a curated record. Gene Ontology annotation, molecular function: enzyme regulator activity. Lineage: Eukaryota; Fungi; Ascomycota; Pichiomycetes; Serinales; Metschnikowiaceae. Gene Ontology annotation, biological process: mitochondrial electron transport, cytochrome c to oxygen.